This is a messenger RNA of Fulvia fulva, 1191 nucleotides long. RefSeq names its product 2-oxoisovalerate dehydrogenase subunit beta, mitochondrial. The record is from RefSeq and is a predicted model, not a curated record. Lineage: Eukaryota; Fungi; Ascomycota; Dothideomycetes; Mycosphaerellales; Mycosphaerellaceae. Gene Ontology annotation, biological process: branched-chain amino acid catabolic process; response to nutrient. The coding region runs from base 1 to 1191 and encodes 396 amino acids. The transcript has a single exon. Gene Ontology annotation, molecular function: catalytic activity.
AUGAGCAAGCCUCUAAACAGUGGCGUUCGAGCUGCCACGCGUAUAUCACAAUCACUACCACAUGCACCACGAAGAAGAUACGCAUCACACCCGCCCAAAGCCCGGCUAAACAUCCCCACAGACUAUGGCACUACUCCGCUCCUCCACCACACCUCCAAAUCCGCCCUCGCCAACCAAGAACUUCCCCAAGAGGCACGAAACGGCACUACAGAUAGGAAGAAUCUUUUCCAAGCCAUCAAUGGCGCUCUCUCGCACGCUUUACGGAACGACCCUAGAGUCUUGCUCUUCGGCGAGGACGUCGCUUUCGGCGGCGUGUUUAGGUGCAGUAUGAAUCUCGCCAGCGAGUUCGGCGAAGACCGUGUCUUCAACACUCCACUGAGCGAGCAAGGUCUCGUGGGUUUCGCAAUUGGCGCUGCAUGCGAGGGCAUGAGACCUGUGGCGGAAGUGCAGUUUGCGGAUUAUGUUUUCCCGGCCUUUGACCAGAUUGUGAAUGAGGCUGCGAAGAUACGGUACAGGGCUGGAAGUAAUGAGGGAAUGGAUUGUGGCGGAUUGACGAUUAGGAUGCCGAGUGGUGGGGUAGGGCACGGGGCGCUCUACCAUAGUCAGAGUCCAGAGAGUCUGUUCACGCAUGUCCCGGGGUUGAGAGUGGUGGUGCCAAGGAGUCCGACCCAGGCGAAGGGGCUGUUGUUGGCGGCGAUUGAGAGUCCAGAUCCCGUCAUCUUCUUGGAACCGAAGAUCUUGUAUAGGGCUGCAGUGGAGCAUGUGCCGGCUGAGGCUUACACAUUACCAUUGAGCAAGGCAGAGGUCUUGAAGAAGGGAAAAGAUGUGACCAUCAUAUCCUACGGCACGCCGCUCUAUAGGUGCCAGGCGGCGUUGGCAGCAGCGGAGAAGGAUCUGAAGUGCGAAGUGGAGCUGAUCGAUCUGAGGACGAUCUACCCAUGGGAUAAGGAAACUGUCACGAACUCUGUGAACAAGACCGGACGCGUGAUUGUCGUGCAUGAGAGCAUGGUGAACGCUGGCAUUGGUGCGGAGGUUGCAGCAACGAUACAGGAGAAGUGCUUCCUGAGACUGGAGGCUCCAGUUCAGCGAGUGGCGGGUUGGUCGACACAUAAUGGGCUAGCAUACGAAGCCUUCAACUUCCCCGACGUUACCAGAAUAUACAAUAGCAUCAAGAAUGUAUUGGACUACUGA